Messenger RNA from Porites lobata, 933 nucleotides. Lineage: Eukaryota; Metazoa; Cnidaria; Anthozoa; Scleractinia; Poritidae. The record is from the annotation of a GenBank genome assembly.
AUGACAAAUUUCACCGAAGAUGAAAAUCAGAAAAAAGUCGUUGAACUGUACUGCUCGGCUGAACUAUUCAGAGGUUUAGAUGGCGAACUUAUCUUCCUUUCAGCUCUAAACGUUUUCCUGUCCAUUGCAGCAUUUCUGGGGAACACUCUGAUCCUAGUUGCUCUGCACAAGGAAACUUCGCUUCAUCCGCCGUCCAAACUCAUGUAUCGUAACCUGGCCAUAACUGAUCUUUGUGUUGGUAUAAUUACAGAGCCUUUGUUUGUGACUUACUUAACUUCUGUUGUGAACCGAAGAUGGGAUAUUUGCCACUACACGAGUCUGGUACUAUUUUUCUCAGGUACUACUUUGUCUUAUGUGUCUUUAUUGACACUGACCGCUAUAAGCGUGGACAGACUUCUCGCCUUGUUGCUCGGGCACAGAUACAGACAAGUUGUAACUUUGAAACGAACACAGAUAGCUGUAACUGGUUUUUGGAUUUUGUCCAUUGUAGGAGCAUCUACAACCCUUUGGAAUACUCUUAUAACAUUAUGGUUUCAACCCAUCUUUGUAGCUCUGUGUCUAGUCACCACAAUCUUCGCUUACACAAAAAUUUUUCUCUCUCUGCGCCAAAAUCAAAUUCGUGUUCAGAACCAUGUUGCUCAACGACAACCGAGCCAACCAAUUCCAUUGAACAUAGCUCGAUACAGAAAGGCAGUGUACAGUGCACUGUGGGUGCAGGGAACAUUGGGUAUUUGUUAUAUUCCAUAUAAUAUAGCGGUCUUUUUGACACCUCGGAGAGGGAUGCCUUUAUCGAUUUACCUUGCCAGGAAUUUCACAGUUAGCAUGGUUCUCUUAAACUCGUCAUUAAACCCGUUGCUGUACUGUUGGAAGAUCAGAGAAGUAAGGCAAGCUGUAAAAGAAACAUUAAGACAACUCUUCUGUAGAUCGAGUUAG